GGCAAGCAAUUUAUUCUAUUAGUUAGUAGAAUUUUGAGGUAGAUAUAAAAUGCAUGACAUCAAAUCAUUGGAAAAAUCUGCCGUUAUUAAGGAACCAGACAAUCGGAUAAAAGUACAAAAUGACGGAAAAGUUCCCACACAGCCAAAUGACACUAGUACAAUAGUAUUUGUUUGGUUGGUUAUUUUCAGUUUUCUAAUGUUCACAUUUCCUUUUAUUGCUUUUUAUGGUGUCCGGUCUUGGUUGCGUGAAUCAUUUGACAUUUCGGAGUUCUAUGUCAAUUGCUGGGCGGUACUAUCCUCAGUUUUUGUGGUAAAUGUAAUUAUUUGUCUCUAUGUAUACAAAGCUGUAAGCGAGGAAAAUAGCGUUUCGGUACCAGAAAAACCAGAUAAAAAGAAUACUUAAUAUGUUAUUAAUAAAUCAAUAAAAUUCUAUUGGAUAGAAA
Molecule: messenger RNA, 443 nt
Organism: Ceratitis capitata (Mediterranean fruit fly)
Lineage: Eukaryota; Metazoa; Arthropoda; Insecta; Diptera; Tephritidae
Exons: 1
Coding region: 50-403 (117 amino acids)
Biological process (GO): vacuolar proton-transporting V-type ATPase complex assembly
Cellular component (GO): endoplasmic reticulum membrane
Source: RefSeq, a predicted model, not a curated record